AUGGACAAGCCACGCCGUAAGGAGGCAAGACAGACCCAGUGUUUUUACAGUCGGUUAGAUGCCAAAACACGAAUCUCUGAAGUGGUUCACAGUGACGUGUCACCAAGGCGAUCUAUGAAAAGGCUAUUGUCAGAAGAAGCCAUCUCUGAAUCAACGGGUACCCAUGGCUGCUGCUCGGCCAUUUCACCAGUAUCCAGUAUUCGACCAAAAUCCACUGGCGUCCUAGCAGAUGAUUACACCAUGGAAACAGUAAGCAGUCAUGGGGUACGAGCUCUCAGAAGUCCCGCUCGCACCAGUGUAGGCUAUGUUGGCAAGUCUCGUCGCCAGAAUAGCUUCCGGGUCUCCAGGGAGACUUGGCGGUUGUCGGCAUCGCCUUCUCAGCAGCUAAAACCCGGCGUGCCUCAAUGUGCAAUCGAACACUCUGGGGUUCCAAUGGUUGAGAUCACCAAGACCAGGCAAGGAGAGGAAUCACAGUUAGCUCAAGGCUUUGUGACACGUCCAGAAUUGCCAAGACCACAUUCAACACCAAUUGCUGUGCACAAUCAAAAUCCUGGUGGAAUUCAGAAGGUUUCACACAGCACGCAAGUGCAAGCGCACGCAUUACGGCAAACAAGAGAUGGCGAACUAGUAAACCAAAAUGUGGGGAUAGUGGAGGCAGAGGCAGUCUCCCAGGACACGGAGCCUCAUAAAAUGUUUAGGCAACUAGAUACCCACACCAUCACCGAGGAGCAACUGAUCAAUGAAGUGCGGGGAAUAUAUACAGGACUUGUCCUAGUGGAGAAGAAGUGCAUUGAAAUCGACAGGCAACAAGCACAAUCAAAGACCGAAUUAUCACAGGCUCAGUGGCAAACUCUUGUCACGCUACACCGGACACUACUUUACGAACACCAUGACUUCUUUCUCGCCUCCCAACACCCGUCAGCUGGUCCUGUUCUCAAAGACCUGGCUGAGAAGUACGCAAUGCCGGCCCGUAUGUGGCGCUAUGGAGUGCAUUCAUUCUUGGAGUUACUGCGUCAGAAACUCCGUGACUCGAUGGAAUAUAUGCUCGACUUCAUCUAUCUCUCGUACUCGAUGAUAACCUUGCUGUUGGAAAGCGUGCCACGUUUCAGAGAAACAUGGAUUGAAUGCCUAGGUGACUUAGCACGGUACCGCAUGGCGGUGGAAGAAUUUGAUAAGAAAGAUCGCGAACUCUGGGCAGGGGUGUCAAGGUAUUGGUAUAAUCAGGACGCAGACCAAAGCCCAGAAAAUGGCCGGAUCCAGCAUCAUCUUGCUGUUUUAGCUCGCCCAGACGUUCUUCAGCAGUUUUUUCACUACACAAAAGCAUUGAUCAGCGUGCACGCAUUCCCAAAUGCUCUGGAUAGCAUGACACAGCUAGUCACUCCGCUGAUGAAUAUACCGGCUCCGAACCGAGGUUUGAUUGAGUCUUUUGUGACCACUCACGGUGCGCUUUUUAUGCAAGCUCCGGUUGAGGAGUUUGUUUCUCGGGCGAAUUUGUUUCUUGCUACUCUGCGUAAGGAAAUUAGCCGGGUAGGCCGGCAAGGGCAGCAGGGCGUUCAACUUGCAUCCUGCAAUAUCGCAGCGAUAUUUCAAUAUGGGAGCAAAGAUGGGGUGAUAGAAAAAGAUUUCACAUUGAAGUUAUGCAAUCCUACAGCAGAAGAUCGCCUAAGGGCAAUGGAAUGGGCGUCCAGUGCAUCUAGUGCACCCACCUAUGCCAAAUACAGCGAUGUCUCAUCGCAGCUUGCAUUCCGUGCAAGCUCUCUUGCGUUUCACACAUUAAUUGUCAUGCUCGGUCAAUUGGGCGAUCAAAACAUAUAUCCGAGUGUGCAUAUCUCUAUGGCAUUUGUGUGGUGUCUCACGCUUAACCCAGCAGCUAUACAACGACUAGAGCCGUUGGUUCCGUGGUCGCUACUUGCAAAUUAUUUGAACACAUUGUUCCGUCCAGACACAAUCAUUUCGAAGAUCGAAGACGAAUCAUUCCCGCUUCUUGAAGACUCAACUACACGACAGCUACCGGAGGACUUUUUGAUCAGAGGACAGGCAUGGAGUCGGCUUUACUACCCAGAAAGAUUUUUCGAAGGGGCCCCUAUAGAAGACAACAGACCACAAAUAGAAGAAUCUUCGACAGUGAUUCCUAGAAGACAUCGGUGUCUUUGGCUUGGAGUGCGGAUUGCAACUUACACUCGCUGGAUGACCUACGACCAGACGCACCGGUUUACACCCACUCUAUUAGCAGAUGAGUUUGCGCCAAUGGCAGAAUCUCCUGCUUACCUCUAUGGCAAUCCUUACUCACUAGAAACUGAGACUUCAUCUAUCGACCAGGAGAUGCAAGAAGUUUGA
Penicillium vulpinum is the source of this 2337-nucleotide messenger RNA. RefSeq lists its product as uncharacterized. The transcript is spliced from 3 exons. Bases 1 to 2337 code for a protein of 778 amino acids. NCBI's taxonomy places the organism in Eukaryota, Fungi, Ascomycota, Eurotiomycetes, Eurotiales, Aspergillaceae. Gene Ontology annotation, biological process: nuclear-transcribed mRNA catabolic process, nonsense-mediated decay. Gene Ontology annotation, molecular function: telomeric repeat DNA binding; telomerase RNA binding; protein binding. The record is from RefSeq and is a predicted model, not a curated record. Gene Ontology annotation, cellular component: telomerase holoenzyme complex.